Sitodiplosis mosellana (orange wheat blossom midge) is the source of this 1419-nucleotide messenger RNA. RefSeq lists its product as uncharacterized. The record is from RefSeq and is a predicted model, not a curated record. NCBI's taxonomy places the organism in Eukaryota, Metazoa, Arthropoda, Insecta, Diptera, Cecidomyiidae. Bases 156 to 1310 code for a protein of 384 amino acids. The transcript is spliced from 2 exons.
GCUGAAUAUCGUUCAUUUAUUCGCGCACAUUAGAAGGAGACGAUCAUAACUAGACGGCCAUCAGAAAAAGAAACACAAAGCAAAGCAAAUCAUUUUUUCAGUCGACAUUUACAUUUCACAAGACGAUUGAAAGAGACCGACUGACAUUCGCCAAAAUGGAGCCCCAAAAACGUGAUCACGAUGAAGACAGCAGCGAACAAAACAAGCGAAAGAAACUUGAAGCACCAGAAAAGGCUGACGCAGUGACCAAGAUAACCGAUGUCAACGAUGACUGCCUUGAGCUCAUCUUUGGUCAUUUGAUGCUACAGGAUCUGGUCAACGUAGCUGAUACGUGCAAACGAUUCCAGCCCUCAGCCAAAGCGGCAUUUGCCGCCAAGUGCAGAGGAAUGGUGAUGAUGCUUGUUCCAUAUCACAAUCGAUUUCAACUAAUCGAAUCAAUCGAAGACGCUGUAAAGGUGUUCGGCCUGUCGAAUUGCUUGAAGGUUUUACGUCACUUUGGCCACAAGAUCACCAUGAUACACAUUGCUUAUUUGGAAAUCAACGCAGUCAAACAAGCUGCACUUGGCCGCUACAUGAAUGAAUAUUGUGCUGAUUCAUUGACCUACAUCGCGAUUGCUGGUGUUCUAAAAGAGAUGACAGCGAACUGGACCAAACCAUUCAUAAAUGCCGAGACUGUUUGGCUCUGGUCGAGUGAUUUGGGUGACUUAAGCGCAUGGUUUCCCAAAACGCGCCGUUUGGUACUUCAUGCAGGUGCUAAAUGGGUCGAAAAUACAUUUGCUCAUUUGGAAGAGCUUGAAAUCCAUGUCAAUGAACACAACCGAGCAAGUGUUGCAGAAAUACUACGUCUGAAUCCUCAUCUGCAACAACUUCGUCUUUUGGCUACUGGCUACGACAUGAAGUUUAUGGAAAGCGUAAGCGGAUACCUUCAGUCACUCACAUUGCUCGAUAUUUGUUGUGACGACGAAUUCUUCAAUCUGGACGGCCUUUCCAUUCACCUUAAAAGUGUAAAAGAAUUCAAUAUUGACUUGCGCAGCGUUGGUAAGAUGCCGAAAAUUCCUUUUUCAUUUGAUCAACUGGAAAAGAUGCAAUUGAAAGCGAACGGCUUCAAAAUGGACGGUGACUUCGGGAAAUUUCUCAAACAGAAUCCAUCUUUAUCGAAAUUUGUGAUCCACUCUUAUGUACGGAAUCCAACAAAAAACUCGCCUUUGGUUGAACAGAUCAAAAUGGACAUCGCCGAAGUGUCGCCAUUGCUUGAUGUAAUGUUAAUAUUACCUAUUCGCCGUCGUAGAAGACGAACAAGAGUGAAUUAGUAUUUGAAUAAACCUUUCUGAACGUCAUUUUAAGUAGUUUAACUGAAACUCGAAAAUUCUUAGAAUCAACACAGUUCCAACUAUUUGAAAAUACAAUACAAUUUUCAGC